AUGGCGACUACUGUUCGACACGGACCCACACAUGUUGUGAAAAUCGAGAUGACGAUUGUACGGUUCCUAUUCUCGGAGACCAUCUCUGCUACUGCGACAUGUUUUGUGACCGUGGUCCAGACGGAGGAAACGAUUGUUGUCCGGAUUUUGAGGCCACUUGCCGCGGAAAAGACAUUCAAAACGAUCAGAGGAUCGAUGGAGAAAGUUGGCUGCUCGAUGGAUGGAGACACUAUGGAGAAAAACUGUGAAAAGUGUACAUGCCAAAAUGGAAUGUGGAAGUGUGAUGGUACUGCCUGCCUUAUCCAACCAGAUAUUCUGGAAAAACUACACACUGGAAGAUUUUCAUGGACUGCCCGGAACUAUUCGGCAUUUUGGGGUCGAAGUUUGAGUGAUGGAAUCAAAUAUCGAUUGGGAACACUGUUUCCGGAGAGAAGUGUUCAAAAUAUGAACGAGAUUUUGAUUAAGCCAAGAGAGCUUCCUGAGCAUUUUGAUGCCAGAGAUAAAUGGGGGCACCUGAUUCAUCCCAUCGCUGAUCAAGGAGAUUGUGGAAGUAGUUGGGCUGUUUCCACGACUGGAAUCUCUUCGGAUCGACUUUCCAUUAUUUCGGAGGGUCGAAUCAAUGCAUCACUUUCGUCGCAACAGCUUCUUUCAUGCAAUCAGCAUCGACAGAAAGGAUGUGAAGGUGGAUAUUUGGAUAGAGCAUGGUGGUAUAUUCGAAAAUUGGGCGUUGUUGGAGAUCAUUGUUAUCCGUAUGUGUCUGGACAAAGCCGUGAGCCGGGACACUGUUUGAUUCCAAAGAGAGAUUAUACAAACCGCCAAGGCCUCCGUUGUCCAAGUGGUUCCCAGGACAGUACCGCAUUCAAAAUGACUCCUCCAUACAAAGUUUCGAGUCGUGAAGAGGAUAUUCAGACGGAAUUGAUGACAAACGGACCAGUUCAAGCCACUUUUGUAGUCCACGAGGACUUCUUCAUGUAUGCCGGAGGAGUUUAUCAACACUCGGAUCUGGCUGCUCAGAAAGGAGCAUCUUCUGUGGCGGAGGGUUAUCAUUCGGUUCGAGUUUUAGGAUGGGGAGUAGAUCAUUCGACUGGUCGACCAAUCAAGUAUUGGCUCUGUGCCAAUUCAUGGGGAACACAAUGGGGAGAAGAUGGAUAUUUUAAGAUUUUAAGAGGAGAGAAUCAUUGUGAAAUUGAGAGUUUUGUGAUUGGUGCAUGGGGCAAAGGAUCCAAACGACGACGACGAUUCAAGAUGCGAAAGCUCCGUCGAUUCAGAAAAAUGUUCAAAUAA
Molecule: messenger RNA, 1284 nt
Organism: Caenorhabditis briggsae
Lineage: Eukaryota; Metazoa; Nematoda; Chromadorea; Rhabditida; Rhabditidae
Exons: 11
Coding region: 1-1284 (427 amino acids)
Biological process (GO): proteolysis
Cellular component (GO): lysosome
Molecular function (GO): cysteine-type peptidase activity
Source: RefSeq, a predicted model, not a curated record